Messenger RNA from Saccostrea cuccullata (small rock oyster), 1182 nucleotides. RefSeq lists its product as uncharacterized. NCBI's taxonomy places the organism in Eukaryota, Metazoa, Mollusca, Bivalvia, Ostreida, Ostreidae. The record is from RefSeq and is a predicted model, not a curated record. Gene Ontology annotation, biological process: DNA integration. Bases 1 to 1182 code for a protein of 393 amino acids. The transcript has a single exon. Gene Ontology annotation, molecular function: nucleic acid binding.
AUGCGCAUUGUGAUCCCGCCGACUCUACGGUCACACAUGCUUAGCCUUAUACACCAGUCUCAUCUUGGAAUUAUAAAGUGCAAGCAGCGAGCACGGGAAGUUAUGUACUGGCCUGGAAUGAACUCCGAGAUUGAACAACUUGUUAAAGACUGUGAGAAGUGCGCCACAUUCCAAAACAAACAACCACCGGAACCCUUAAAUCCAACACCAGUCCCAGACUUACCUUAUGCAGUAGUAGGGUGCGACCUAUUUGACUUUGAGUCCAAGAAAUACAUUGUGGUAGUCGACUACUACUCGAAGUAUAUUGAUUGUGUGGAGCUUCAGUCCCAGUCAUCAUUUGCCACCAUAGAAACCUUAAAAUGCAUAUUUGGAACCCAUGGAAUCCCCAGAGAAAUCCGAUCUGAUAACGGGCCCCAGUUCAGUUCAUGCGAAUUCCGCAACUUCUGCCAUGAACUGGACAUCAAACACGUCACGUCAAGUCCACACUUCCAGAGCUCAAAUGGGGCAGCAGAGCGUGCCGUUCAAACUGUGAAACGUCUAUGGAGAAAGUCGGUGGACAAACAGCUUGCCCUUCUAAACUAUAGAACCACACCGAUAGAAGAAAUUAACCUGUCUCCAUCGCAGCUACUUAUGGGAAGGAGACCACGUAAUACGUUACCUGCAGCAUCCGAUAUUCUGCGACCGAAAGGCCAAAACCAUGAUAUUAUUAAGCAGAGUCUACAGUCAGCCAAGGACAAGCAGAAAACUGCUUUUGACAUCAAAAACAGAAGCAAAGAACUGUUACCUCUAUAUCCGACAGAUCCCGUGCGAAUCAUGCCACAACAGGGAGGAAAAGAGUGGGUCCCAGGAACUAUCGUACGUCAUCAUGAAGCACCUCGGUCAUAUAUCGUGCAAGUUGGAAAUCGCCGGUUGCGUCGGAACCGCAAACACUUGAGAUCAUCAACUCACAAGGCCAAUGAAGCAGUAAACAACUACGCAGAUAAUGGAAAAUUUCAUGAUGAAAGUCCGUCCAAAGAUAAUUUGCAGGAGCCAACGGCAUUGCAGGAGCCAACCAACUUGACCCAUACCCCAGCGAUCGAAACAGAAAUCUCUGAUGCUUCCCAAAGAGCCGACACCAGCAUCGCCCCAAAGACCACAAGAUCAGGGAGACACAUCAUUCCACCCAAAAAGUUGGAUCUGUGA